GGUGCCGGUGGUGGAAGUUAUGGAUUCGAGGUGGACUGGUGGGCUUUGGGUGUAUUGGUGUAUGAAAUGCUUUACGGGGACACGCCGUUCUAUUCGGAGACUUUGGUGAACACGUAUGCGAAAAUUAUGAGCCACGCAGCGAGUCUCAGAUUUCCCGAAAAUGUCAGUGUCUCUGAUUCUGCACUGGAUUUCAUGAAACAACUACUUUGCGAUCGUGAAUGGAGGCUUGGUACCGGUCCGGAUGGGUCUAUGGCUGUCCGAAGCCAUGCGUGGUUUGCGCCGGAUUGGGCCGAUUCCGUGCGUGAAAUGUUCGGUGUAUUGGACGGGGCGGAUCUCUCUUUGACCGAUUGGACAUGGUCCAAUAUACGAGCCUGUCGCGCUCCGUUUCAACCCAACCUCACCAGUGAGACGGACACGGCCUACUUCCCAUUGGACACGGACGAUGAAGCGCAACAGCAUCGCAAUUCACACGAUCCGGUUCACACACCGACUGAUCACAAACGUUCCGAUCCAUUGUGUGACUCUCUGGCCGAUCCAUCAGUCAAAUCCAAACAAUCUCCGGAGACUGAGGCGUUCCUGAACAAAUAUCCCGGAUACCAGCUAGCUUUUGCCGGUUUCUCCUUCUCCUCCUCACAUCCCGAUCAUUUGACGUUACUAAAUGGACUCCAUCUGGCUCCGCGUACAAUUUCAUCCCAGCGGCCGACGGCGGACAUAGUGACUUCAGAUGCAGGGUUACCGAACCAUAAACCAGUCACCACCACUAAGCCUAUUUUACCCGACUCGAAUCCAGACGAACCCACAAAUUCAUCUGUGCACAAGACGGACGAAGAGACCGAGCUUCGAGCACAAUUGUCUCAAGUGGAAUCUCAACUGGCAGACAUCUUGGCUCAAGCUGAGUUGCAUGCGAACGCGGUGGCUAAUCUGCAAGAUCAGUUGACCAAAAUUUCUUCAGAAAACCGUUCAUUGGAGACCGAACUAGCCCAGCGGGAUCGGGCUCAUCGAAACGCGAUGGAACAAGCAGAACAACGACUCGAACUAGUGCGAUCGGAAGCGGCUGCCGAUUUGGCUCGAUUGGAAGCUGAGGUUGCGAAGUGGAAAACUCGAGAACGAGAUGAACUUCGCGAGUUGCUGGAAACAAGCGAGAAAGCCUGUCGGCGGUCGCACGAAGAUUACGAGGCCGCUAGGCGUGCGUUAACCGAGGAACAGCAAAGGUCUACGCGUUAUCGUGAAGCCACUCGGAUCGCCGAAGACAAUGCAUUGGCCGCUUCUCACCGCGCAACAGUCGCCCGUCGUGAGGUUGCGAGUUUGCGGGAUCAAUUGGAACAGAUGACUCAGGCCUACGCAAAAGAAAAGUUAAACUUUGCGGCCACUGUUAACAAGUUGACAGAAGCUCAUUCGCAUGCCCAGAUGUUGGAAUCACGUCUUCAAGCGGCCGAGAUGCAAAUCGCUCAACUUACCGGUGAGGCGUCUGGACAGCCGUCACACUCACGACAGAACAGUGAUACUGUCCUCGGUGGCAGUCAACGUCCCGGUUCGGUCCAGUUGCGCAGUUGGCCGGAAUCUUACGGAUCUAAUCGGGCAAAGCCGUUUGUCAUACAUUCUGUCGAUAAUGGAUUGAUCGGACAAAAACCCUUUGGUCCUUCAUCCACCGUACAUAUGGCCUCUUCGAUCUCGGUAUACCUGUUGCCGAGUCCGAUUCGCAUCCUGGCCGAUCCGACAGAUUUCACUAUUCAUGGUGUGUUGGAGUUGGGUGUGAAACAUCGUGGAAAGAAGAAGUUGUGCUGGGAGCCACGCGUAGCCCGACUGACCAUGACACACCUCGUUUUAUCACACUACAUGCCCGAGAUGAAUUCGUCCGCAGUCGCGGGCACAUCCUCCGGCACUGGUCCGUCUCUCGGUACGGGCACAUUGUCCAGACAGUCACGUAUUCAAGCCGUGACAACCAUUUUUGAGUUACCGCUUACUGCCAUAUAUCAUGUGCGUUCGAUCAAUCUAUGCGAUUUGUAUCAUCAACCGGCCGAAGAUGUGCCUCGGAUCUUUCAGUUGAUCUACGAUCGGCCUACUUCCGGUGAUGCCAUGUCAAACGGGAUAUCAUCAGCCGCAACAAACCAGGGACCGAACUCGACGAAAACGCUUCCUGCACCGGGCAUUUCGACCGGCCAGAAUAACACAGUGAGUCCGGACCGAGAAACCAUAUGCUCUCCCCGUUCCAGUCGCCUGAUGGACGAUUCGUCCGACAUCCUGACUGCCGAUACCGUGAUACUUAUGGAUACGAAGGACGAUCGAAUGCACACGGAAAGCCAGCUCAAAGUAAACGAGAACAUGGGUUUAGAAGGGAAUCGUGUAAAUUCCCCCGGUUCCACUGCCACCUACUCGAACAGUUUGGUCGUGGCUCACGCUACCCAGGCUCCACGAUCGACCUCUGUGUCUACCAGUGAAUUGGUGGAUCAAGGAGUCGAUAAGUUGCCGUCGGGGGAAGCGAUGCGAUGA
Echinostoma caproni is the source of this 2490-nucleotide messenger RNA. NCBI's taxonomy places the organism in Eukaryota, Metazoa, Platyhelminthes, Trematoda, Plagiorchiida, Echinostomatidae. The record is from the annotation of a GenBank genome assembly.